AUGGGCAUGAAAGUGAACCAUAAAAAUUAUCAACUGAAGUUGAUAGAUCACGUCUAUAAUCAAAUUCCAGCUUUUACGGAUAUUUUCACUGAAGAAACGUUUUACAUGACUGUGGUGGCCGUUGUUAUAAGCACCAUAGUGGUAGUAGUUAUAGUUUCACGCUAUGUUACCCUUAAACCUGUAGACUAACUCGUAAUAAAUGUUUUUUUUAUUAA
Tribolium castaneum (red flour beetle) is the source of this 215-nucleotide messenger RNA. RefSeq lists its product as uncharacterized. The transcript has a single exon. Lineage: Eukaryota; Metazoa; Arthropoda; Insecta; Coleoptera; Tenebrionidae. The record is from RefSeq and is a predicted model, not a curated record. Bases 1 to 189 code for a protein of 62 amino acids.